Penicillium bovifimosum is the source of this 603-nucleotide messenger RNA. RefSeq names its product vacuolar protein sorting-associated protein 29. Gene Ontology annotation, biological process: retrograde transport, endosome to Golgi; intracellular protein transport. The record is from RefSeq and is a predicted model, not a curated record. Bases 1 to 603 code for a protein of 200 amino acids. Gene Ontology annotation, cellular component: retromer complex; endosome. NCBI's taxonomy places the organism in Eukaryota, Fungi, Ascomycota, Eurotiomycetes, Eurotiales, Aspergillaceae. The transcript has 4 exons.
AUGACCGCCCGCUUGGUCUUGGUCAUUGGUGACUUGUUCAUCCCUGACCGAGCUCCGGAUCUCCCCGUCAAGUUCCGCAAACUCCUCACACCCGGCAAGAUCGGCCAGACGCUAUGCCUGGGAAACCUGACCGACCGUGAAACCUAUGACUUCCUCCGCAAUGUAGCCCCAGACCUGCAGAUGGUCAAGGGCGACUUUGAUGUGGACUCUCCCAACCUCCCUCUUUCCAAGAUUGUGAACCAUGGCAGUCUCCGAAUCGGCUUCACCCACGGCCAUACCAUCGUACCGCCCGCCGAUGCCGAUGCAUUGCUUAUCGCGGCCCGCCAGAUGGAUGUCGAUGUCCUCUUGUGGGGUGGAACACACCGCUUUGAAGCGUUCGAAAUGGAGGGCCGAUUCUUUAUCAACCCGGGCAGUGCAACGGGGGCCAUGAGCUCGGGCUUCUGGCCAGAUGGAGAGGAGCCUACGCCAAGUUUCUGUCUGAUGGAUAUUCAAGGGGAUGUGCUUGUGUUGUAUGUGUAUCAGCUGAAGACCGAUGCCAACGGGGUAGAGAACGUGGCCGUUGAGAAGGUCUCCUUCCGCAAGAAUCAUCCCCCGGGGGCGUGA